AUGGAAGAAUUAAAGUACCUCGCGGGUUUUGGAUCGGAGUUCCAAUCUGAAGACCCUCGAAAACCUGGCGCCCUCCCUGAAGGCCAAAACAACCCUCAACGCUGCCCCUACGGACUGUACGCUGAGCAGGUUUCUGGCACCGCUUUCACUGCACCGAGACACGAAAACAAACGGUCUUGGUUGUACAGAAUUCGUCCGUCAGUGAUACACAAGCCUUUCCAGAAGUAUAAUGGCGCUAAGUACCUCACUCAUAAUUGGGGUGAACAGGAACCAGAUCCAAACCAGUCUCGCUGGUUGCCGUUCGACAUUCCCCCAGCAGAGCAGUCAGUGGACUUCGUGGCUGGUCUGCACACAGUCUGCGGCGCCGGAGACCCUCGGUCACGCAACGGUAUCGCCAUACACGUCUACUUGUGCAACACUUCCAUGGACAAGAGUGCCUUCUAUAGCAGCGAUGGUGAUAUGUUGAUUGUUCCUCAACAAGGCGCACUGAGAAUCACGACAGAGUUUGGCAUCAUGACGGUUGCCCCCAAUGAGAUUGCGGUGAUACAACUCGGGAUGCGCUUCGCCGUUGCUGUCGAUGGACCUACUCGAGGUUAUAUUCUGGAAGUAUUUGACGGACAUUUCAAGCUGCCAGACCUCGGGCCCAUAGGAGCUAAUGGGCUGGCCAAUCCACGAGACUUCCUGACUCCUGUAGCACACUACGUUGAUGAAGAGAUACCUGGAUUUAAGAUCCUGAACAAGUACCAAGGCUCGCUGUUCGUUGCUGAACAGAACCACUCCCCGUUUGACGUGGUGGCCUGGCACGGGAACUAUGUGCCUUACAAGUACGACCUCAGCAAGUUCAUGGUCAUCAACGCUGUUCUUUACGAUCAUUGUGAUCCCUCGAUAUUCACAGUGUUAACCUGCCAGUCGACGAAGCCUGGUGUGGCUAUAGCAGACUUUGUCAUCUUCCCGCCCAGGUGGUCCGUUCAAGAGCACACGUUCCGUCCACCGUACUACCACCGGAACUGUAUGAGUGAAUUCAUGGGCCUCAUACUGGGCUCAUACGAAGCGAAGGAAGGUGGUUUCUUGCCUGGGGGAGCAUCCCUCCACUCGAUGAUGACGCCCCAUGGUCCAGACGACAAAUGCUUCGACGCGGCCUCAAACGGAGAACUCGUGCCACAGAAAAUUGCUGUUAAUACUCAGGCGUUCAUGUUCGAAUCUUCCCUAAGUUUAGCUAUCACGAAAUGGGGCCACGAGACCUGUCAGAAAUUAGACGCAAAAUACUACGAAUGCUGGCAAAACCUACCGAAACUCUUCUCGGAAAAAGUUAAUGUUUAA
Molecule: messenger RNA, 1320 nt
Organism: Spodoptera littoralis (African cotton leafworm)
Lineage: Eukaryota; Metazoa; Arthropoda; Insecta; Lepidoptera; Noctuidae
Source: the annotation of a GenBank genome assembly